Molecule: messenger RNA, 2050 nt
Organism: Dreissena polymorpha
Lineage: Eukaryota; Metazoa; Mollusca; Bivalvia; Myida; Dreissenidae
Product: lysine-specific demethylase 8-like
Exons: 1
Coding region: 138-1457 (439 amino acids)
Cellular component (GO): nucleus
Molecular function (GO): histone H3K36 demethylase activity
Source: RefSeq, a predicted model, not a curated record
GGUAGCUGCGGUACCCUAAGUAGCAAAUGUGUGAUUGUUAUGACAAAAAUAAGGAGCAGUGUGUCGAUGAUGCUCCAUAUUUCAUGCCCGAUUAAGGCAUAAAUGUUUUACCUAAUUAAAGAAAAUCAACAAACAGAAUGACUGACCGUGACAAGGAGCAAGCAAUCAUAAAACAAGAGGCUGUAACGUUGUUAAUAAGUGAGUUUGUGAUUAAACUUGGGCCAGAAGUAUUCAAUACAUUUACAGCAAAUUCGAACUUCGCAUGUGCGUCAAGUUUGCACCAAAUUAAGCAAUGCUACAAUUGUUUUACAGAGCAAAAGUUUGAUAGGUGUGUAAGAGUGUGUGAGUUGGUUAUUGAUCAUAUUUGGGAAAUAUUGAAUCAAGGGCACUGGAAAGAUGUCGACAUUAGAUGGAGGUACAUGUACACUGUUGUUUCAGCCUACAAAACGGUGGCAGAGUAUUGCCAGCUCCUGAACGGUAUGCCUGAUGUAAAAUUUGAUGAUGUAAUGAAGUCAUGUGACAUGGGGCUAUUAAUGGGAGCUCCUUUGUGUGAAAAUGUGCUUGCCAGACUUUCUAAACACAUCCAAGAACAUUACAGACAAAUACAUCCUAUUAAAAACACUGACCCAUAUUCUGAUACAAUAAAGCGGAGGAAAAUAGAUGUUUGCAAUGGAAAUGAUGAUUAUUGUACAAAUAGCACACAUUCAGAACCAGAAGAAAUCGUUAUCCAAAGUAAAAAUGCAAUUCCAAGGGUAGCUUGUUUAUCAGUUGAAAAUUUCAUGACAAACUACUACACACCUCAAAUACCAGUUAUAAUUACAGAGGCAAUGACUGGCUGGCCAGCAUUAACUCACCGACAAUGGACUCUUGAUUACAUAAAGCAAGUAGCUGGGUGUAGAACUGUGCCAAUAGAAAUUGGAUCAAAAUACACGGAUGAUGCAUGGUCUCAAAAGCUGUUGACAGUUCAACAAUUUAUUGAAACAUAUAUAGAAAGAAAGAACAUUGACAGUGAUAUUCCUAUCGGAUACCUUGCCCAGCAUCAACUUUUCAAUCAAGUCCCAGAAUUGGAAAAGGAUAUAAUAAUACCUGACUAUUGUUACCUCGGUGAUAGUGAAAAUGUUGAUAUAAAUGCCUGGUUUGGUCCCAAAGGAACAGUUUCACCAUUGCACUAUGAUCCAAAGCAUAACUUUUUGUCUCAAGUCGUUGGGAAGAAGUAUAUAAAGGUAUUUUCACCAAGAGAAACUGACAAGCUGUAUCCCCAUGAUACAACACUGUUGAAGAAUACAAGUCAGGUUGAUGUGGAGAAUUGUGAUUUGAUCAAAUUUCCAGAAUAUAAGACAGCUAUAUUUUCAGAAUGUUUGCUCAAUAGUGGUGAAAUGUUAUAUUUGCCCCCAAAAUGGUGGCAUUUUGUAAAAUCCUUAUCUGUCAGUUUUUCAGUUAGUUUUUGGUGGGAAUAAACAUACUUAACUGAGCAAUCGCUCAAUUGUUGUGUAUGACAUAAUUAUGGUGAUGCUUUAUUUUUUACCGUUGACAAUAGCAUUAUAGUAGCAUAACUUAUAAUUAUAUGCACUGUUUAUGCAGGUUUGUGUAGUCAUUGUAAAACAACACACUAACAAGUUAAUUAUAAAGAAAUUCUUUCCGGCACUAUAUUUGUAAUUUAAUAGGGGUGAAAAAAAUUAAAGUCAAUAACACAUGAGGUCCGCAAAAUCCACUCCUGUUGUCAUCCGGAUAGUCUGUUGCCAUCUGGAUAGUGUUGCAUAGCUGAAAGUGUGUACUUUAAUAUUUAACUACAUUCUUUGGAGUUUUAAGUCCGCAAACAUCCAUAAAGUACAUUUAGCAAAUUAGCAUGUUAUUUUUUGUAUCUGUGCUAUUAAACAAAAAAUUGAAAGAUAUGGAAUAUGAUUAUGUGAAAUUAAACAUACAUCAUGUCUUAUCUUCAGAAAAUAUUGCAUAAUAAAACACAAUUAUGUUCAUAUCUUAAAUACAUUACCAUGUUUCUUGACAGUAUAAACAAAGAUAGGUUUUAGAUUUUUAAGUCUGUUAUAUUAGU